Messenger RNA from Camelina sativa (false flax), 1538 nucleotides. RefSeq names its product alpha-amylase 1-like. The record is from RefSeq and is a predicted model, not a curated record. Gene Ontology annotation, molecular function: alpha-amylase activity; calcium ion binding. Gene Ontology annotation, biological process: carbohydrate metabolic process. NCBI's taxonomy places the organism in Eukaryota, Viridiplantae, Streptophyta, Magnoliopsida, Brassicales, Brassicaceae.
CACACAAAACAGAGAGGAAGCAAAUUAAACCAUCCGACAAUGACUUCUCUCCAUGCGUUACUCUUCACUUGUCUUCUUUUCUUCAUCGUCUUCCCAACCUUCACGUUUUCCACCUUACUGUUUCAGAGUUUCAAUUGGGAAUCAUGGAAGAAAGAAGGAGGAUUUUACAAUUCUAUCCACAAUUCCAUCGACGACAUAGCCAAAGCUGGAACCACUCAUAUUUGGCUUCCUCCUUCUUCCCAAUCCGUUGCUCCUGAAGGGUACUUACCAGGAAAGCUAUACGAUCUUAAGAGCUCCAAAUACGGCUCAGAGACAGAGUUGAAAUCACUAAUCCAAGCACUUAACCAAAAAGGAAUAAAAGCUGUGGCUGAUAUAGUGAUCAACCACAGGACAGGUGUGAGUAAAGACGAUAAAUGUGGCUACUGCUAUUUCGAAGGAGGGACUUCUGAUGAUCGUCUUGAUUGGGAUCCUUCUUUCGUCUGCCGCAAUGACCCUAACUUUCCCGGUACCGGAAACAUCGACACCGGAGGAGACUUCAACGGGGCGCCAGACAUCGACCACCUUAACCCUAGAGUUCAGAAAGAGUUGUCGGAAUGGAUGAACUGGCUUAAAUCUGAUAUCGGAUUCCACGGUUGGAGAUUUGAUUUCGUUCGAGGUUAUGCAUCUUCCAUCACCAAACUAUACGUUCAGAAUACUUCACCGGACUUUGCGGUGGGUGAGAAUUGGGACCAUAUGAAAUAUGGAGGAGAUGGGAAACUGGACUAUAAUCAGGACCAGCAUAGGUCGGGUCUCAAACAGUGGAUAGAGGAAGCGGGUGGUGGUGUCUUGACAGCUUUUGACUUCACAACGAAAGGGAUCUUACAGUCAGCAGUCCAAGGUGAGCUUUGGAGACUAAAAGACUCGCAGGGAAAACCGCCUGGUCUGAUUGGAACCAUGCCCGGGAACGCGGUUACAUUCAUUGAAAACCACGACACUUUCAGAACGUGGGUCUUCCCUUCUGAUAAAGUCUUGCUUGGAUACGUUUAUAUUCUUACUCAUCCGGGAACUCCUUGCAUUUUUUAUAAUCAUUACAUGGAAUGGGGACUAAAAGAGAGCAUAUCAAAGUUGGUGGCGAUAAGGAACAGAAAUGGGAUUGGUAGCACGAGCUCUGUUACGAUAAAAGCAGCAGAGUCGGAUCUCUACUUGGCUAUGAUCGAUGAUAAGGUUAUUAUGAAGAUAGGGCCAAAGCUAGAUUUGGGAACUCUCGUUCCUCCUAGUUAUGCUUUAGCUUAUUCAGGCCUUGACUUUGCUGUCUGGGAGAAUAAGUGACGCAUUAUCAUCACUUACUCAUCAAAUUCUCUAUUAUUAAACCCAAAAAAGAAAAGAAGGUAAUCGAAUGUAUCUUUUUCCUUUUUAAAAGAUAUGUAUAAAUAUAAUGAAAUGAAAAUGAUAAAGAAACUAAAUUAAGCACUAGUGGUGUAAAUGGAUACACAUACACACUAGUGAUAUGUAUAAAAAGAGUUUGGACUUUGGACAAAAGAGUUUUUAAGUAGGGUGAG